AUGGGAAACAUCAAUGGGUCGACAGUGGAGGAACUACAAUCUUGUGAGAGUCAUCAGUGGUACAGAAAGUUCAUGACUGAGUGCCCAUCUGGACUUCUCACUUUCUAUGAGUUCAAGAAAUUCUUUGGCCUAAGGAAUCUAUCAGAAAUGUCAAACGCCUAUGUUGAGACUAUGUUUACAACGUUUGACAUGAAUGACGAUGGCUUCAUUGAUUUCAUGGAGUAUGUAGCUGCUCUGAGCCUGGUGCUGAAGGGAGGAGUACAGAAGAAGCUUCGUUGGUACUUUAAACUGUAUGAUAUCGAUGGCAGUGGCUGCAUAGACCGUGAGGAGCUUCUUCAGAUAAUUAAGUCCAUCCGUGCCAUCAAUGGAGUUCCUCAUGAGAUGUCAGCAGAGGACUUUGCCAACAUGGUUUUUGACAGGAUUGACAUCAAUGGCGACGGUGAACUGUCCUAUGAAGAGUUCGUGGAGGGGGUUCAGAAUGAUGAAAUGCUGCUGAAGAUGCUAACAGAGAGUUUGGACCUGUCUCAUAUUGUUAAUAAAAUUCAAGGGGAGCUGAGGGUCAACAACUAAUUUUCCAACUUCAUGGACCCUUACGUAUACAUUUAUGUAUGACUGUGCCACAGCUGAUGGAAUGAAGAUCUUGGUCCUGUUAACCCAUCAAUAACCGCAUCACCAGGCAAAAGGAUGUGGACUUUUUGGAUCUUUGGAUCAUUGUUUAGAUGCAGCAGCACUUUUUCUAUCCAUACAUAAUCAUGGAUUUGGACAUUCUGAAAAUUAUUCGACAUCAUUACAUCUGUUGCUUUCCAAUGGACCCUUACCCCUCAAACCUUUUUAUACCUUAAUAGGUGCAACGUAUCAUGAUGCCAGUUUUCAUAUUUGUAAGCCUACAUUAUGAAGACAAGUUUACAUCAUGUUGUCCAACUGUAUCAGUGUUCAGCUGCAUCGUCUGUUGAAUUCCAGCUGAAAGGCUGAU
Molecule: messenger RNA, 973 nt
Organism: Scomber japonicus (chub mackerel)
Lineage: Eukaryota; Metazoa; Chordata; Actinopteri; Scombriformes; Scombridae
Product: guanylyl cyclase-activating protein 1-like
Exons: 4
Coding region: 1-570 (189 amino acids)
Biological process (GO): visual perception; positive regulation of guanylate cyclase activity
Cellular component (GO): cone photoreceptor outer segment; photoreceptor inner segment
Molecular function (GO): calcium sensitive guanylate cyclase activator activity; calcium ion binding
Source: RefSeq, a predicted model, not a curated record